This is a messenger RNA of Rubroshorea leprosula, 4375 nucleotides long. Lineage: Eukaryota; Viridiplantae; Streptophyta; Magnoliopsida; Malvales; Dipterocarpaceae. The record is from the annotation of a GenBank genome assembly.
CAGGCUUGCAAUCGAGUGGAUCUGCUCCUUGGCCUAAGUUGGUUAAUUAUUAGUGUUUACUUUUCUUUAGUUUCUCGUGUUUUCUUACAGGUGGUAUGGUAGGCAAGUUUCAUUCGGCAAGAACAUUGCUGUUAUUUUCUAGGCUCUGUGAUUUUCUCUGUAUUUCUGUCUCAUGCAUCAAAAAUCCUUGAAGUAUCAAUCCAUUAGAACCAGGAACUUGCCUAAUGGAUCUUGCAGGGCCAAUCAUUGAAAUGCUGAAUUGCCUAAUGCCUCCAGUGUGCAGGCAUUUGGAACAUCAUAGAAACCUUCAACAAAAUAUGGAAGAAAUGAGAAGGAGAUUGGGAGAUCUAAACAGCCUAAAAGAAGAUAUAAAAUCAAGAAAACAGACUGCAGAGGCUAGCUCAACAAAAGCAGUGAGGGAAGAAGUGAAGCGCUGGCUUGUAAAUGUACAAACCAUCAACAAUGAAAUUCAAAAUGUUGAACGGAAGUUUCAAAGUGUUUCUUGCCUCUGUCGUGGCUCCCUUGGAAAACGUGUUCAGAAGAAGAUUGAAGUAGUAAAAGAACUUCUUCAACAAGGAAGGUUCCCUGACAACAUUUUCAUUGAUAAACCUCCAAGCAGUGGAAUGACAUUGCCAAUAGAGGAUGCAAAAGGUCGAUCCGAGGUGAAGGAAGAAAUCAGGGGAUACUUGAUGGGUAAUGAUGUUGGAAUAAUUGGAGUUUGGGGUCCUGGAGGAAUUGGGAAAACAACUAUUAUGAAGAACAUCCACAAUGACUUAGUAAAUGAGUCAAAGUUUCAGAAAGUGAUUUGGGCCAUUGUACCAUAUCCAGUCAGUGUUGUUAAAUUGCAAGAUAACAUUGCUAGUAGCAUUAAAGAGGAACUUCCAGAAAAUGUGACUGACGAGCAGCGUGCAGCUACAUUAUUAAAGAUUUUGAGCAGAGUGAGAUUUGUCUUGAUUUUGGAUGAUGCCUGGGGAAGGUUGUCUUUUGAGGAUGUUGGAAUCCCAAAACCAACACAGCAAAAUGGUUGCAAAGUAGUUAUUACAAGCAGAUUGAUUGAGCUGUGCAAUCAUGUUGGUUGUGAAAAAGUUAUUAGGAUGCAGCAACUUCCAGAGGAAGAAUCUUUGAACUUAUUCCUGGAUACGGUGGGACAUGAUGUUAUGAAAAUUCCAAAGUUAGAAGAAACUUUGAACCUUGUGGUGGCAGAGUGUGCAGGUUUACCUCUUGCUAUCGUUGUAAUAGCUAAGAGCAUGAGGGGAGAACAUGAUAUUUCUAUUUAUGAUCGUUUGAAUGAUCCAGAACUUCAGAAUUGUUUCCUCCAUUGUUCCCUAUAUCCUAAAGAUGGGAGCAUUGAGAGAUAUGAAUUAAUACAAGAUUGGAUUGACAAUGGGCUGAUUGAACAGUUAGAGACUAGAAAAGCAAUGCAUGACAGAGCCAGUUUUAUUUUAAAUAGUCUCAUAAAUAAAUGCUUGAUAGAGAGAGCGGAGUAUUACUCAGAUCAUAUAAGAAUGCAUGAUGUGAUGAGAGAAAUGGCAUUGCAAGUUGCUGGUCCUAGAUUUAUGGCAAAAGCUGGUUUGUGGCGAGGAGAGGCACCAGAAGCAAAUGAAUGGACGGAAAACCUUGAGAAGGUUUGGCUCAGUGAAAAUGGAAUAACAGAUUUUGCUUCUAGUAUGUCUCCAAACUGUCCAAAACUCUCAGGCUUGGACUUGUCGCGGAACCAUGUUUUGAGGCAGAUUCCAGAUUCUUUUUUUGCACACAUGAUUGGCCUCAAGUUUCUAGUUCUCUCUUGGACUGCUAUUGAAGCUUUACCUGAUUCCAUUUCCAUUUUAGAAAAUCUCACUGUAUUACGGCUUGAUUAUUGUCGUAAAUUAAGAUACAUGCCUUCGUUAGUAAAGUUGAAGGCAUUGAAGAAGUUGGAUCUAAAGCAGGCAGGGAUUCUGGAGGUCCCACAAGGCAUGGAAAUGUUAGUGAAUCUCCAACAUCUUGAUCUAGAUUGUCCAGAUCUGGUGGGGCUACCAACGGAAAUACUCUGUAACCUCACUCAUCUCCAGUUUCUUGCAGUGGUUUUGAAAUCUACUACUUUUGAAAUGAAAGCAGAAAAGGUGAUUAAGCUGAAGGUGUUGGAGACUUUUAUAGGUCAAUUUGAAGACCUUCAAGUCUUUAACAAUUUUGUUAAGUCUUUCCAUGAGGAUCAAAAGUUCACUAGGUACUGGCUUAGGGUGGGAUCUACUGGUGGUAGGGGCACUGCUUUUGAUGGGAAGAUGAGAUUAGAUGGAUUCAAACUGGGAAGAGAUUACUCUGAAUUGCUCGCAGGUGUGGAAUUUACAAAGAUUAUUGCUUUAAGUGGUGUGCAAAUUGGAAGAGUUUAUUCUGUAUUGCCUCUAAAUGAAGUUCAACUUUUAAAGAUUACAGAGUGCAACGAUGUGAAAAUCUUAAAUGAGACUUCUUGGUUCAAUACAGCAACAGAUUUAAGAUAUUGUGAGAUCAAUGAUUGUAAAGGAUUAGAGUGCAUGCUUGACUUAUUCUCAUCGUCCUCAGUCUGCAGCUCAUUUGAUAAGCUUGAAAUUCUACAGCUUAAUAAUUUGAGUAACUUGCAAGUACUUGUGAAAGUGGAAGCUCAAGCAGCAUCGGCUCCCUCGACAUUACGGGCACCAAGACCAACACCUUCUUCCAUAUUUUCCAACCUUAAAUUUUUUAAAAUAAGAUGCUGUCCAAGAAUCAAGAAGCUGUUUCCAUUUCAGCUGCUGAAAGGUCUCCAAAACUUGGAGGAGAUUGAUGUUGAAGAUUGCCAAAGAGUGGAGGAAAUAAUAGAAGUGGAAGACGAAAAAGAAACAAUCACAACAGUGGGAAACAAUGAAACCAUCAGAUUAGUUCUUCCGAAUUUAAGAAAGUUGAGAUUAAAGAAAUUACCAAAAUUGAAGAGCAUCUGUGCUACAAGAGGAGUAAUGGUUUGUGAUUCUCUUCAAAGUAUCAUAAUAUAUGAGUGUCCUAUGCUAAAUAGGAUCCCUUUAUAUCUGCCCCUGCUUCCCAACGGUGAGCCCUCUCUGCCUUCUUUACUUGAAGAAAUCUGCAUAGAGUCUAAAGAAUGGUGGGAAUCGCUGUUUUGGGACAAUCCUUCUGCUAAGGAUAUCUUCCUUCCCAUCUUACAGCCAUGCGAUGAUCAUUCACUUCACAGGGGAUUUGAUGACCUAAAAGACUACAACAAUUUUGUCAAGUCUUUUCAAGGUCAAAAGCUUACUAGCUAUGAGCUUAGUGUGGAAGCAACUGAUGACGAUGAUGACAAUGAUGAUUCUUCCGAUGCUGCUUCUAAUUUUGAUCCCGAAACCGAUGACGAUGAUGAUUGCUCUAAGACGUUGUAUUUGGGUGGAAUGGAAAGCAGUGGAGAUUAUCCCGCAUUGCUUCCGGAUGACGUUCAGGCUUUGUUCAUUGCAAAGUGCUGCGGUUUUAAAAGCUUAAACGAUGCUUUUGUAUUAAAGGUAUUAUCAGAUUUAAGAUCAUGUACAUCUUGUCCACAAACACAGCCUUUCAUCUUUUCCAAUCUUAAGAAUCUGUUAAUAUACAAAUGUCCCAAAAUCAAGAAGCUGUUUACACCUGAGUUGUUGAAGGGUCUCCAGAACUUGGAGAGGAUUGAUGUUACUAGCUGCGCAAAAAUUGAGGAAAUAAUGGAAGUGGAAGAAGAGAAAGAAGCUCUCAAGACAGAUGGAAAAAAUGAAACAAUUACUUUCAUUCUUCCCAAAUUGAAGGUCCUGUCCUUGGUGGGCUUACCAAAUUUGAAGAGCAUCUGUGCUGCAGGAGGAGUAAUGGUGUGUGAUUCUCUAGAAAAAAUUGGAAUAGUUGAAUGCCCAAAGCUAAAGAGGAUCCCUCUAUGUCUGCCCCUGCUUCCCGAUGGAGAGCUCUGUCCUCCUCCUUCAUUUAGAAGAAUCUACACAAAGUCAAGAGAAUGGUGGGAAUCUCUGGUGUGGGACAACCCUUCCACUAAGGAUAUCCUUCUUCCAUUCCUAACUAUAGAAGGGUAUUUGCCUUCCAUUUGAGAGCAAUGGACAGACGCUUCUAAAACUGAAGAUGAAUGAUCUAGUCUCCACAAGAGUUCUUACGAUGUCGAAGCAAAUUUCUUGAGUAGAGGAGCAGAGCAAAAGCAAAUGAGAUUCGUCUCGUGUGGUUUGAAUUGUGAUGGUAUUGUUUUCUUCAUUUCAUCUGACAUUAGCCCACUUGAACUUGGAUUAAUGCUUGUUUUCUUGUAUAAUGAGUACUUUGUUUAUGUUGCACUAGCAAUGUCCGUUCAAAUGAUUCUAUUUAUGAUAGUUUGCUUGAUGAGCAACUCUCUUAAAGACAGCUUAAUUUCUUGUAUUGUAUUGUGUAACAAACAAUGACACUGUUC